Molecule: messenger RNA, 1439 nt
Organism: Pundamilia nyererei
Lineage: Eukaryota; Metazoa; Chordata; Actinopteri; Cichliformes; Cichlidae
Exons: 5
Coding region: 223-870 (215 amino acids)
Cellular component (GO): cell surface
Molecular function (GO): signaling receptor activity
Source: RefSeq, a predicted model, not a curated record
GAUCUUUGCGAUCAUGAUUGACGUUUUUUAUGUAGAGUAUCUGUAAACAGAAUUGAUUAGAACGUUUUAAAUAGUUUAAAAUCAAAGCAACAUGUGUAUCUUUAAAUAUAAAGCAGUCUUGUCUUACAUGAAGACAGUAAAUAAUGAUUUUUCGUGUUUUCAGCGGCUCUGCAGGAUGGAAACACUGGUGUUGUCGGUGCAGUCAUUCCCAUCCGCACUGGAAUGGAAGGAGGAACCAUCACAGUUGGAUGCUCAUUUACUCUGUCUGGAAGCAGGAAGCUCUUCUGUAAAGAAAAAUGUGAAAAAGGAAAUAUUCUCAUUGAAACAACAGAUGAUUCAGCCCAGAGUGGCAGAUAUAGUAUUAAAUAUAUAGAAGGAUUUUUUCUCAUUCAUACAGUUGUCUAUGUGAGCAUCACUGAGCUGGAAAAGUCUGACUCAGGGCGGUACAGGUGCUCUUUGGACAGAACACCUUCAGAUCACUUAUCUUUAAACUGGGAUUUUGAAGUUGUUGUCACAGAAGCUUCAACUUUCAAGACUAAAUCCCAUGUGAAACCCAUUUCAUCGUCAGCACAUCUGCCUUCAUCACCACGACCACUAACAUGGAGUUUUACUUCAGGAAGCACCUUACCUUUAUCAGCCUUCAGUGAAAGCACCAAGCAGCCUAAAACAUCACCUGCAAGUUCAGGUAUCCUCUUGCCUGUGGUUAUAAUAGUGGUAUUGGCUGUGUUUCUUCUGCCUGUUGUUCUGCUGCUCAUCUAUAAAAAAAGGGCAGUUCAUUCUAAUGAUUUAAACAGGAGAAGCUCAGACCACAACCAGACUCAGAUGGUUCUUUAUGAUGACACUUCUCCAACCUCCAAAUGUGAAGGCUGAACUUACCUUACUCUUGGUGCAACCUGAAGGACAAGGACUGAACCUUUCCCACACUCAUGGAGGCACAAUAACACACACGAUCCUGUCUGCAGAUGGACCCUGACUUUUAAUAAGUUGUUUAAUGUUGACACACAAGCCAACGGUGAUGGAUCACUGAGCCUGUUCUGUUCUUAUGAUUUAUUUCUUUGCAAAUAUUAUGAGAUACUUCUUCUACUUCUAGAGAUAUUUCUAGUUCUUGGUUCUUGUUUCAUUAUGUUAGUUCCCUGUCUGUCCCAAUCUCGUCUCUUGUCUUGUCAUCAGCGACCCUGUGGAAAUCAGUCUUGUCUCUGUGUUUGGUUAUUCCUUCUGUCUCCCCGGUCAUACCCCUGUGUCUGUCUGGUCACUCUAUCUCCUGGUCCCUGUGUUUAUCCCUUUAUCAUCUCUCUGUGUUCCGUCCUUUUGUGCCCCCAGUAAGUCAUGUCUCCAUGUCUGUUUAUUUCUGGUUCCUGUGUUAGGUUCAGUUUUGCUUCCCCUGUCUAGUGAGUCUGAUGCUGUUCAGCUGUGCUCUCGGGUGUGUACACUCUGCCCUA